AUGAAACCCACGGCCUCUCUCCAGAAGAUGCUGCGGCGCCUGCCGCUUUCACCCAAACAAGCCGGCAAGGAAUACUACAAGGGAAACCGCGUGGGAUCCAUGGGCACAAUCAACCGAUACGGAAACUUCACACCCGACUGGAGCAAGAUACGGACAUAUGUGUACCCACUUCAUGGCACACAUAACAUUGAGUUGACACCCUUCGUAGACUCCAGUCUAGAAAAGGUGCGAGGACUCGACGUCGGCAAGGCAGAGAACUACGAAAAGCGAUUCACCGGCGAAGACUAUUUGAGGGCGUGGAAAUUGGCUGGUGGACAUGAUCUCGUCGAGACAGGGAGUGAAGCGGUAGCCUCAGGCAGGAAUAUACCGACACCAUUCGAGGAGAGACCUGCAACGAAGUCAUGA
Alternaria ethzedia is the source of this 405-nucleotide messenger RNA. RefSeq lists its product as uncharacterized. The coding region runs from base 1 to 405 and encodes 134 amino acids. Gene Ontology annotation, molecular function: structural constituent of ribosome. The transcript has 2 exons. The record is from RefSeq and is a predicted model, not a curated record. Gene Ontology annotation, cellular component: mitochondrial large ribosomal subunit. Lineage: Eukaryota; Fungi; Ascomycota; Dothideomycetes; Pleosporales; Pleosporaceae.